AUUAGUCCCUUGGUAAGUCGACUUCUAGUUCUAUGGGACCUAUAAAAGUCAGAUGAUGAUUAACUCCUCCUUCCUUGUCCAAGUGAUAAUAUAAUGGAUAGCUCCAAAAACAGAGCUAUUCCAUCACUAAUUUCACAUAAUCAAAUUCAUCAUUUUCUUCUCCUAAUUCUUCUUUUUCAUUUCUCUACUACUUGUUCUCUUUCUUCCACAGCUCAAGAAACAGCUGUUGUUGGGUAUGGCUACAAAAUCAAAUCCAUUCACAGUCAGUACUCGGGCAAAUUGUUGACUGCCAAUCUUCAACUCAUCAAGAACAGCUCAACUUAUGGUCCUGAUAUUCAAUCUCUUACUCUCACUGCUAGUUACGACACAGCAGACCGUCUAAGAAUUCGAAUUACAGACGCCAAAAAGAAACGAUGGGAAGUACCCAAAGACAUAAUCCCUGGCCAAACCCACACCCAAUCCCAGCUCCGAUUCUUGCCGGAAAUUCAGUUUCCGGCGAAACCCAAUUCAGACCUGGUCCUGACCUUCCACAACACCACCCCAUUUGGCUUCAGCGUCUCCCGGAGAUCCACCGGAGAGACCAUUUUCGAUACUUCUCCGGUGAAUUCAAAACCAGAGACUCGCUUGGUUUUCAAGGAUCAGUUCUUACAGAUAUCUUCUUCUCUCCCAAAGGACCGGUCCAACCUGUACGGACUGGGAGAACAAACGAGGAAAUCGUUCAGGCUUAGGCCCAAUCAGACUCUGACUUUGUGGAAUGCUGACAUUGGUAGUGUGAAUACUGAUGUUAAUCUGUAUGGUUCCCACCCUUUCUAUAUGGAUGUGAGGUCACCAUCUGGAGCCACUCAUGGAGUUUUGUUGCUCAACAGUAAUGGCAUGGAUAUAGAUUAUAGUGGAGACAGAAUCACUUACAAGAUGAUUGGAGGGGUUAUUGACUUGUAUUUCUUUGCUGGGCCUAAUCCCGAAUCGGUGUUGGAUCAGUAUACUGAGCUCAUUGGCCGUCCGACCCCUAUGCCCUACUGGUCAUUUGGGUUUCAUCAAUGUCGUUACGGUUACAAGAAUGUUUCAGAUGUGGAAGGAGUUGUGGCUGGUUAUGCAGCAGCUAAAAUCCCCCUUGAAGUUAUCUGGACAGACAUUGACUACAUGGAUGCUUAUAAGGAUUUCACUCUCGAUCCUAUUAACUUUCCAGUCGAAAAGAUGAAGCGUUUUGUAGACAAAGUUCAUCAAAAUGGACAGAAAUAUGUCCUCAUCAUAGAUCCUGGCAUUGGUGUGAACAAAACUUAUAAGACCUACUUAAGAGGGAUGGAAGCUGAUGUUUUUAUAAAGCGCGAUGGUGUUCCAUACUUGGGGGAGGUUUGGCCUGGACCAGUUUACUUCCCCGAUUUCUUAAAUCCUGCUUCUUAUAAAUAUUGGCGUACUGAGAUCAAAUUGUUUCGAGAUGUUCUUCCUUUUGAUGGUAUCUGGUUGGAUAUGAAUGAGGUUUCCAAUUUCAUUAGCUCGCCUCCAAAGCCUUCUUCUAAACUUGACAACCCUCCUUACAAAAUCAAUAAUGCUUUUGGGCGACCGAUUAUUAAUAAAACCUUACCGGCAACAUGUUUGCAUUAUGGUAAUGUAACAGAGUAUAAUGCACAUAAUCUAUAUGGCUUAUAUGAAUGUAAAGUCACCAAUGCUGCCUUAGUCAAUGUGACUGGUAAAAGACCCUUUGUACUUUCUAGAUCAACUUUUGUUGGCUCUGGUAAGUACACAGCUCACUGGACCGGAGAUAAUGCAGCCACAUGGGACGAUUUGGCUUAUACCAUUCCAUCCAUUUUGAACUUUGGACUCUUUGGAAUUCCAAUGGUUGGAGCAGAUAUUUGUGGCUUCAGUGGAAACACCACCGAGGAGCUCUGUAGGCGAUGGAUUCAGCUUGGUGCCUUUUACCCCUUUGCAAGAGAUCACUCAGACAAGUUUACAAUUCGUCAAGAGCUCUAUCUUUGGAAUUCAGUGGCUGCAUCAGCUAGGAAGGUUCUUGGUCUCCGCUACCGGCUACUUCCCACAUUCUACACAUUAAUGUACGACGCACACAAAAAGGGAACUCCCAUUGCAAGACCUCUUUUCUUUUCAUUUCCUAAAGACACCAAAACUUAUAACAUCAGUUCACAAUUUUUACUUGGUAAAGGAAUAUUGGUGUCACCUGUAUUGAAAGCUCAAACAUAUUCAGUCAAUGCAUACUUCCCAGCAGGAAACUGGUUUGAUAUGUUCAACUACUCGAGCUCCGUGAGUGUAACAUCAGGUCAGUAUGUCAUGCUAAGUGCUCCUGCAGAUCAUAUUAAUGUUCACGUUAGAGAAGGCAAUAUCUUGGCCCUGCAAGGAGAAGCAAUGACAACUCAAGCAGCUCGUAAAACAGCUUUCAACAUCUUGGUCGUUUCUAGUAUGAGCACAAAUAGCACCGGGGAAGUGUUUUUGGAUGAUGGCGAGGACGUGAAGAUGGGAGAGGAGGGAGGAAAGUGGAGUUUAGUAAGUUUUUCUAGCUCAGUAGGAAAGGAUGGGGUCGUUAUUGGUUCAAACAUUUCCAAUGGACAAUUUGCUCUGACUCAGAAGUGGAUCAUUAGUAAAAUCACCCUAAUAGGACUGGAAAAAGCUAAGAAGGUGAAAGAGUAUAAGCUAUAUUCGGGAGGAACGUUGAUAAAGGAUUCUAGCAUCAAAACAAGUUUUUAUAGCUUUGGGAAGUUCAGCACAGUGGAGAUGACUGGUUUGCCACUGCUUAUAGGUGAAGAAUUCAAGUUGGUUCUCACUUUUGGCUAGAGUAGUGAGUACUGUCCAGAAUUAGAAGGUAAAUAAGAAAUUGAGUGAAAAACAAAUUAAAGAACUAGUCUAAAUAAAAAUAUGGUCAGUGACCCUUGUUCUUAUUCAAUGGUUACUUAUUUCUUCUGUUUA
This is a messenger RNA of Cannabis sativa, 2913 nucleotides long. RefSeq names its product alpha-glucosidase. The transcript is spliced from 5 exons. The record is from RefSeq and is a predicted model, not a curated record. The coding region runs from base 94 to 2781 and encodes 895 amino acids. Lineage: Eukaryota; Viridiplantae; Streptophyta; Magnoliopsida; Rosales; Cannabaceae. Gene Ontology annotation, biological process: carbohydrate metabolic process. Gene Ontology annotation, molecular function: hydrolase activity, hydrolyzing O-glycosyl compounds; carbohydrate binding.